This is a messenger RNA of Sesamum indicum (sesame), 1713 nucleotides long. Its product is annotated as putative cyclin-D6-1. The record is from RefSeq and is a predicted model, not a curated record. NCBI's taxonomy places the organism in Eukaryota, Viridiplantae, Streptophyta, Magnoliopsida, Lamiales, Pedaliaceae.
UCGAAUUAACAUUUCUAAACUUCAACACUACUAAGCUAACCAUACCUCACCGCUCGCUCUCUCUUUCUCGAAACCUCUCAUUUUCUCUCUCGACAAUUCACUAGAAUUUGAAGAAAGAAGAACGGAGUAACGAAACUUACAUUAACAACAAUGGAAGGAGAUCCUGAGCAUCUGUACAAAUUGAGCUACGAUAAGUUGCCGGAGUCUGCACGCGAGUCGCUUGGCAGACUAAUCAGUGCCGAAGUGUAUUUCACGGUGCCUGCGAGCUAUUUGGACGAUGAGAACCUUGGAUGUCUUCGAAAAUAUGCGGUUUCGUUUAUUGAAAAGCAAUCCAAGUGUGAGAAUUUCGAUGCGCUGAUUCCUUACGUGGCAAUGACCUACUUUGAUCGGUUCAUGUCGAUAGGCGAAAUCCCGCCUGUGGUUAAAACUCAAUUCGCAAACAUAAUACUAUGUCUGAUCAGUUGCCUGGCCCUUGCUUGGAAGCUCCGAACCAAGACCUUCGUGCUCUCAAAAUUUUGGAACGAGAAGAAUCUGAACAAGUUUUCAGCUAGAGACGUGUUACAGAUGGAGUUAUACAUCUGCAGACGUUUGGAUUGGAGAAUGCGAGCUCUGACACCAAUUUCCUUCAUUGAGUACAUCAUACCACUCCUCCCUCUGCGGCGUGAGUCGCCCUCUCUUCGCCGUCCUGUUCGCCAGCUGAUAGUCAAAUCUCAAUUCGACAUUUCAUUCACAAAAUAUAGGCCAUCGGUUGUGGCAGCCUCCGCCGUGCUCACUGUUGCCUCGCACAUGUUUCCUAGUACAUGUGGACUCAUUGCACUGACCAUUCUCACUCCUGAAUACAUUUUCCCUGAAGUGGAAAAGGUUCUGGAAUGCAGAGACAUGCUCGAACCACUUUUUGAAGGUAUGUCUAUGCCAGCGGUUGGGAAUGCAUCCAGGAACAUCGAAGAUAACCAGCCAGCGGACACUCAAUCAAAUAUUGAGGAAGAGAGGAUCCACCCUGCAGGAAUGGAGCCUGCGGCUUCUGCGAUUCAACCCGUACUUGAGGAAAGCGAUGAACUUGUUAAUGCCGAUGCUGAUGAGCUGAUGAAUUUUGAGUUGGGUUGGAUAGAUGCCGAAGCGGCUGCUGAAAGCAAAGUUGUAGCCCAAGCUGCGGAUGAUGCUGGUUAUAUUACCCAUCUCCGGCAGAAGCUCAGCGGCUGCGGCCGCAGGGUCAUGCAGAGCUGUAACAUUCUGAUGAAUAAUGCUAGCAGUAAUAAAAGCUUGAACACAAACCUUGCUGCUGUGAAUUGGACUCGAGCAGGCUAUACAUGGUUUAUAUUGCUAAUAUCAACACCAAAGAAUUGAUGCAAAUAGCUUUACAGGAAUUUGCUCGUGCAUAACAUAUGGCGUAGGCUUAACUCUUAAGAUAAAGCUUGAAACCUAUCACCCAGCACGCCAUAGUUUUUCUGAAAAGUCAAUUUUCAAACGUUCUAAUUUCUCAGCGGGCUAAGUCUUAUGCAUGUGAGAUAUUCUUUACGGAUUAGAGGAGUCAUCAGUCUUAAUUCAUGUUUAUCUUUUACUCAUUAAAGGAAAAAAAAAAAAAAAGAAAUAAUCAUGUACAUAUUUCUUCAUCAGGAUUUCUAUUAUACUUCUACAGAACUGCAAUUACUUGCAAAUCCAAUUUAACUUUCAAAUUAGUUAAGUUGAAAAGUUAAUCCGCCUAAACGUUGUAAU